UGCAUCUGUUUGGGCCUUGAAAAUGUGUAGGAGUUUGACAAAGACAAAGAGAAAACAGUCUGUAAGACCGAGAGGCCUGGAAGAGCAUGCAGUGCUGUGCGAACAGCACAGAACUUAAGCGCAGGAGCAAGAUGGGGCUGAAGAGGCAGCUCCUUCCGGCCUUCCUGGAUCACUGGGGGUGUGAGUGCUGCGCAAGAGUCUGGCCAUUACCUGUGGGACGGGGGCAUCAGUGGGCUUGUCAGCAGGGACACGACAGGCUCAGAGUCACUUGAGAAUCAGCGGCCCGGGAUAGGAAGUGACUGUUGGGGUCCUCCUACGGGCUAGUGAGAAGUUCUGGGAAAAAUCACCAGCGCCGGGAUGUGGGGAGGGAGGCAAAAGACUGAAUUGGUUGACCAGGAAGGCCAAGCCAUCUCCUUAAAGUCACCUUCGCUGGUGCGUGGGUGAAUGCAGUCCCCAGCCUCCCGGGACCUCGAAAGGCACAGGACGCAGCCAGUAGUAGGGCCAGCUCAGCCUGCAGCACCGCUUCCCGCGCGCGCCGCGAUGCGGUGGAACUCGUGCCUCCUCUACCCCUGUAGGAGGUGCUAUGGGAUCAGCCUGGCGACCGCGCAUGCGCAAAAAAACCCCCUCCACGAAGGGCACGUGGCCUCCCGAACCCGGAAGCGAAUGAACUCACGUGGGAGCCUGGGAGGGGUGUUUGUAGCUUGGUAGUCUAGUUGCAGGUAAUCUGGGCUGUUUGUUCCUGUCCGGGAGAGCUCGGCGGAGGCAGCUGUCGAGUACCCUUCACCCUUGUGUUGGGAGCCUGGGAGCGAACUCUGGCGGGGGUUACCCCUCCCGGGGACGCAGCAGGGGGCGAGUCCCUGGCUGGAGUGUGCCAUGGGACUGCUCUCAACCGUCCGGGGCGCGACCUGGGGUCGCCUCGUCACCCGUCAUUUCGCCCAUGCAGCGCGGCGUGGGGAGCGACCUGGUGGGGACGAGCUAAGCCGCCUGUUGUUGGAUGACCUGGUGCCGACCUCGCGGCAGGAGCUUCUGUUUGGCCUGUCCCCUUGUCUCCUGGCUCUGCGGGCCGCCCGCCGCUACGUGGCCCGGCUCCUGCUCCAGGCGGGUAAAGCUGGGCUGCAGGGGGAGCGGGCUGAGUUGCUCCGUAUGGCUGAGGCGCGGGACAUUCCGGUUCUGCGGCCCAGACGGCAGAAACUGGACGCAAUGUGUCGCUACCAGGUCCACCAGGGUGUCUGCAUGGAGGUGAGCCCGCUGCGGCCCCGGCCUUGGACUGAGGCCGGGGAGGCGAGCCCAGGCGACGACCCCCAGCAGUUGUGGCUCGUCCUCGAUGGGAUCCAGGAUCCCCGGAAUUUUGGGGCUGUGCUGCGUUCCGCUCACUUCCUCGGAGUGGAUAAGAUCAUCACCAGCCGGAGAAACAGCUGCCCGCUCACUCCAGUAGUCAGCAAGGCCAGCGCGGGGGCUAUGGAGGUGAUGGACGUAUUCUCCACUGAUGAUCUCACCGGAUUUUUACAGACCAAAGCCCAGCAGGGCUGGCUUGUGGCCGGCACGGUGGGCUGCCCAGAGCCUAAAGUUCUCCAGUCCUCCGAGAUCCCCAUCAUGAGCUCCUUGGAGUUCCUCUGGGAUCAGCCUACUCUCCUUGUGCUGGGGAAUGAGGGCUCAGGUCUGUCCCAGGAGGUGCAGGCCUCCUGCCAGCUGCUCCUCACCAUCUUGCCCCGGCGCCAGCUGCCUUCUGGAUUUGAGUCCUUGAACGUCUCUGUGGUUGCAGAGCACUUGAGGGGUGAGGAUGUGACCCAUUCAGUUCAUUCCUCUGUGCACCCGCCCUGAAGGGGAGGGUGGGGGCACUCCAGCUCCUAUGCUGGGACCCUGCCCAGGUAACACCUUGCACCGCCCCUGCUCCAGCAUCCUGAGGACUCACUGGUCGGUAAGUUCUUGGUGUCUCACUUGAGGCUUGUUGGGACUUGGGGAGAGUGGCUUGGAGCCUGUGUCGGGGUCUUGCUGAGCCUUAGUGGGCUGGAUUCGUUCCCUUGCUAUUGAUGUAGCUGUCCGACUGCCACCUCUGCUUCCUCUUCAUGCCCUGUGGGAAGGGGCACUGGAAGCCCCCCGCUUGGACCCGCAAUAGAUCCCAUGCACCGUCUUCCUCGGCUGGGCGCUUGCCUCCCUUUCCCCUCGCAGGUUUCUGCUAUCUACCUCACUGCUGACUGUGGCCAAGCCUUGGAUUCAUUGAUUAAAGUUUAGGCUGGAGCUGAUGCUAUUACCCUGCUGGAGUGUGGCCAGCACCCUGGGCACCACUGCCAAGCCCAGCUGUGAAACUAGCACCGCCGCCUCCCUUCCUCUGUCUCUCACCCUGUCUCUGAUUCUGUGUUCGGUCUCUCCCCUGUCCUAGAGCCUCCCUCAGACCUGCUGCCCUUGUCACCCUUCAGGGGCCCACCCGGUAAGACCAGCUGGUGGGGGACUCUACCUUCUGCCACCCACUCCUUCCUCAGAAGUCCCCUUGACUGUCAGCUUCCCCACUUGGGGUCCCCCAAGGCAGCUCUGUGCAUCGAGCCCACCCUGAGCACCCCUUGCCAUCUCCAGCCUUUGCUCAAUGUCAUUGGGCACAGGACAGAGACUCUGACAGCCUCAGAAGAGGCUGAUGGAUCCAAAAUGGGACGUUAGAUGAACCGCUUCUUUGUGAACGUCUUUGAUACAACUGGGUCUCUCAAAGCAUGAGCAUCUGUAAGCACGCCUGUCAUAGGAGGCUGGGCCCUGCUGCGGAUGGUGGAGGGGACGCUGGAGAGGACUGGGGCCUCCAGUGUCUCCUUCAGAGAGGAGGUGUGUGGCUUCUUUGAGGCCUGCUUCUCUUCUUGUUUUGGGAUGAGGAGCUUUGGGAUCAGACACACCCAGACUUGUGUCCUGGCCCUGGGGGUCCUGGGCUCUUCCUAACCAUGUCAAGUCUUAUUUUCCUUCUUGUAGCAGAGGGAUAAUUUCUUUACAGUGAGGAGCGCAGGUAACCGGCUGGGAGCUGAGCAGGCCCUGAGUAUCUGGCGCCCUCCCCUCCCCUCCCCUCCCCCUUCCAGCUCCCCACCCCUCCAGGCUUCAGGUGGACUUGCACACUGUUUUAAUCAAUGCUAGGGUGCUGACAUGAAGGAGGCUGGGGUGGGAACCAGGGCCCAGAGUUUCACUUCACCCCAAAUCUGCUAGAGUCAGGGAAUCCAUCCAGCUUGAGAUCUGGUGUGUAAAGGUAAGAAAAGGGCUUUGUAAAGUCUCCAGCAAGGCCCGAAGUGCUGCUCUUGUUAAUGAGGAACAAUGUGCUGGGAAGAGUGGGCUGCAGUAGCCUCCUGGCCUCUGCUCUCUCUCCACACAAUAUGCCUAAAAUGUAAAUCCUAUCAUGGCCUGCCCGUGCUCAGAAACCUUCAAUGACUCCCUAGUGCCUCCGGGAUAAAGUAUAGAGCAUAAUGGUCAACGCCGUCCACAGUUGCUCCAGUCUGGUUCCCACUUCUUUGGGAUCCUUCCUCCCAUCCUCCCCUCCCUCUCCUUCUUCUCUUU
Sapajus apella (tufted capuchin) is the source of this 3522-nucleotide messenger RNA. It is a transcript of the gene MRM1, whose product is annotated as mitochondrial rRNA methyltransferase 1. The transcript has 5 exons. Gene Ontology annotation, biological process: rRNA methylation. The record is from RefSeq and is a predicted model, not a curated record. Gene Ontology annotation, cellular component: mitochondrion. NCBI's taxonomy places the organism in Eukaryota, Metazoa, Chordata, Mammalia, Primates, Cebidae. Gene Ontology annotation, molecular function: RNA methyltransferase activity; RNA binding. The coding region runs from base 874 to 1821 and encodes 315 amino acids.